AGUGCUCAUUACCUGCCGACGAAAAAAAAAAAAAAAUCACAAGCGAACGAGAGAAACGAGAAUAUAGCUACUGUUUAGCUUCCCAUUCCUGAGCUCGAGCUCGAGCUAUCCGCCUUCAAGAUGACGGCCUUAGGAGAUGACCUAUUGCGGAUUGUGAAUCAGCUACAAGAUCUAGUAUUUAAUACUAUCGGGACAGAUUCUUUAGACCUACCGCAAAUUGUUGUUGUUGGUUCCCAAUCUGCGGGCAAAUCUUCAGUACUCGAGAAUAUUGUUGGUCGCGAUUUUCUACCUCGAGGUAGCGGCAUCGUAACUCGUCGGCCCCUUAUUCUACAAUUAAUCAAUGUCGAGGAGGAUCCCUCGGAACCAGAUCUACAUGCCGCAUACAGAAAUCCAACUCAAGCACGUCGUUCAGAAUGGGCCGAAUUCCAUCAUAUACCCAGUCGGAGGUUUACCGACUUUGGAGAUGUUAAACGCGAGAUUGAAAACGAAACUUCUCGUGUUGCCGGUAACAAUAAAGGCAUCAACAGGCAACCCAUUAAUCUCAAAAUCUAUUCUCCUCAUGUACUCAACUUAACUCUAGUUGAUUUGCCUGGAUUAACCAAGGUCCCCAUUGGCGAUCAACCGGCCGACAUUGAAAAACAAACACGAACCCUCAUCUCUGAAUACAUUGCCAAACCUAACAGUAUCAUCCUCGCCGUCUCCCCCGCCAAUGUCGAUAUCGUUAACUCGGAAGCUCUAAAGCUUGCUAGACAUGUUGAUCCUCUCGGCCGACGAACCAUUGGUGUUCUUACCAAAGUAGAUCUGAUGGAUCACGGGACAAACGCGAUGGAUAUUCUAUCUGGCCGCGUGUAUCCUUUGAAACUAGGGUUUAUUGGCGUGGUCAACCGAUCUCAGCAAGAUAUCCAAGGCAAUCGACCAAUGGAGGAGGCUCUCAAAGCCGAAGCAGAAUUUUUCCGACACCAUCCCGCAUAUCGAAAUAUUUCAAUGCGCUGUGGAACGCAAUUCCUAGCCAAGACAUUAAAUCAGACUCUUAUGGCACACAUUCGGGAACGUUUGCCGGACAUUAAAGCCCGUCUUAACACAUUAAUGGGACAAACCCAACAAGAGCUUGCGAGUUACGGCGAUAUGCACUUUAGCGGGAAAGAACAUCGAGGAUCCAUGAUUCUUCAGCUCAUGACCCGAUUUGCUACAUCGUUCAUUUCAUCUAUCGAUGGUACUUCGACGGAGAUCUCAACCAAAGAACUGUCUGGAGGUGCGCGGAUUUACUAUAUCUUCAACUCAGUUUUCGGCAGCGCGUUGGAAUCGAUCGACCCUACUUCUAAUCUUUCCGCGCUUGAUAUCAGGACUGCUAUUCGUAACUCCACUGGUCCCCGUCCUAGCUUAUUCGUCCCGGAAAUGGCAUUUGACCUGCUUGUCAAGCCACAGAUUAAGCUUCUCGAACUUCCCAGCCAACGAUGUGUUGAGUUGGUGUAUGAGGAAUUAAUUAAGAUUUGCCACACAUGCGGCUCAACAGAAUUAUCCCGGUUUCCGAGACUGCAAGCCAAGCUCAUCGAGGUUGUCUCGGACCUUCUGAGGGAACGACUUGGCCCAGCGUCAUCUUAUGUCGAGUCCCUCAUAGCUAUCCAGCGAGCAUACAUUAAUACGAAUCAUCCUAAUUUCUUGGGCGCUGCUGCUGCCAUGAGCCAUGUGGUUAGCAAUAAGCAAGAACGUGAGAGAAAGAGGUUAAUCCAAGAAGAACGAGAACGACGGGAAAAGAAACGAUUGAAGGAGAUUGGGGCGAAUGGAACAGAUACCCCGGAGGACGAGGAAGACCCGGCUCACGAUAGAAACGGUGGUCUUCCGUCACGAAAACACGGUUCAAAGGAGCCUAGAAGCAUGUCUCCUGCCGUUCGUGAGAAUGGUACAUCGAGUCUUGCUGCUGCGAUGAAUGGAACGCGCUCAGAUUCACCCAGUCGAUUUAACCCCCAAGCAAUUGGUAAUGCUCGCGAUUCCUUCUUAAACUAUUUCUUCGGCAAAGACGGCCCGCCGUCGUCUUUGGGAGCUGGAGCUCCUUCUCCACUUCCACGUCAUGUUAGCCAGGGUGUAGAACCUACUUUCAGUCAAAGCAUUCGCCGAAGUGAAGAUAAGUUAACGCAUCGACCGGCACUAUCAUCGUCGCUGGCACGUGAAGAGGAAAGUCCUAAAGCUGCCAGCUUCGGUUUCGGGCCACAGGCGAUUGAUAAUGUGGAGCCGGCUUUAAGUGAUCGCGAGGCUAUGGAGACAGAGCUAAUCCGGGCUCUGAUAUCCUCGUACUUCAAUAUUGUUCGCGAAUCAAUUGCUGACCAAGUUCCUAAAGCUGUUAUGCAUUUACUCGUCAACCAUUGUAAGGACGUCGUACAAAACAGACUUGUCAGCGAACUUUACAAGGAGACGCUCUUUGAAGAGCUUCUAUACGAAGACGACGGCGUUAAGAAAGAACGCGAGAAAUGCGAGAAGCUGCUACACACUUACCGUGAAGCAGCCAAGAUUAUUGGCGAAGUGUUAUAAUAGAGCACUACAGCUCACCCUGUACUAGAACACAAAAAAAAGUUAAUUCAGGAGUAUUCUCACCUGGGGAAAAGGAUUGAUUUAUUGACUUAGAGAGAGAAUGCGAUAUCUGACUUGCCACCUGUACAUUAGGCGAGGGAACUUUUGUUACAGGUUAACCUCGUUCCGUGUUCUUUUGGGUUGCUGGUCAUUGAUACGCUGGGGCACGUUCACUGAUACGAACUGAAUGGAUGGAGGGGGUGGCUUAUAGUCGGUCGGUACACUCGAAGGCGGCGUACAUUGUACAUACAGCGUAACUACCUAUGCUACUCUUCCCUGUCUUUAGCAUAUUCACCAGGGCCACUCUGAAAUGACUUUUCUCCCUUGCAGUUUGAACCGUAAAUCCAAUUUUAGUUUUACGUAUACCCUACAGUGAAUUGCAACAGGGUAGAUUGCGUAUACGGUUGAAGGUAGACUG
This is a messenger RNA of Hypoxylon trugodes, 2983 nucleotides long. RefSeq names its product Dynamin central region-domain-containing protein. Gene Ontology annotation, cellular component: cytoplasm; mitochondrion; peroxisome. The coding region runs from base 121 to 2526 and encodes 801 amino acids. NCBI's taxonomy places the organism in Eukaryota, Fungi, Ascomycota, Sordariomycetes, Xylariales, Hypoxylaceae. Gene Ontology annotation, biological process: peroxisome fission; mitochondrial fission. The transcript is spliced from 4 exons. The record is from RefSeq and is a predicted model, not a curated record. Gene Ontology annotation, molecular function: GTPase activity; GTP binding; microtubule binding.